CAGAGGACACAGGCUGCGUGUGUGUCCGUCUCUCACUGUCUCUGUCUGUCUCACCGACCCUCUGUCCCACUGUCCCACUGUCUCCGGUCCUCAGCGACCUGUCUGGGAGGACGUGGCCCGAAAGCAGACGCCGGAUCCCGGGUUGGUUUUCCAGGAGCAGCUGCUGCAGAGGACCGAGGGCUGAGUCUCUGGUAAUUGCAUCGUUUUGGAAUACAAGCGACUCUUUGCCGGACAUUUGGAUCAAACCUCCCUCAUCCCAAAUCCUUCCCCAUGAGGAAAGAUGGGGAAUGGAUUGUCGGAACAACCUAGCCUCCUUUCCACUAUCCCGCUCUUCCAGUCGUUUCACAUCGCCAUCCUCGGGCUGGACUCCGCGGGGAAGACCACCGUUCUGUACCGGCUGCAGUUCAACGAGUUCGUGAACACGGUUCCCACCAAAGGUUUCAAUGCGGAGAAGGUGAGAGUUUCUCUCGGCGGCCACCGGAGCGCCACCUUCCACUUCUGGGACGUCGGCGGUCAGGAGAAGCUCCGCCCCCUGUGGAAGUCGUACACACGAUGCACGGACGGCAUCAUUUUCGUGGUGGACUCUGUGGACGCAGAGCGCAUGGAGGAGGCCAAAACAGAGCUCCAUAAGAUCGCCAAGACCUCCGAGAACCAGGGGGUGCCUCUGCUCGUCGUCGCCAACAAACAGGACUUGAGACACUCGCUGGGAUUGGACGAACUGGAGAAGCUGCUGGCGCUGAAGGAACUGGGCCCGGCGACUCCGUGGCACCUGCAGCCGGCCUGUGCCAUCAUCGGAGACGGACUCCGGGACGGCCUCGAAAGACUCCACGACAUGAUCCAGAAAAGGAGAAAGAUGCUUCGGCAGCAGAAGAAAAAGAGAUAACUGUUUUGUCCCGAGACGAACUUGUCUUCUGUUUUUAUGUGAAGGAAACGUAAAGGAUUGUCUCCCGGGUGGAAUCGAGCUUCCACUCGACACGCUGAGUUUUAUCAGUCUGUAACUUUUAGGAUUCCCGCCCGUGAUCUUGUGUUGAUGCUGAUGACGAGGAAGUGACACGUAAAGGAAUACAGUAUGAAGACGAGAAGGUUCUAGACAUGUGUGGAUAUGUGAUGAAGAGUUUAUAUGGAUUAACGGAGGGUUCGGGGGUUUGGAAAGGUGGUGGAAGUUGUGCUAAGGGUGGUGUUAUGUUUCACGAGAUACCGGCUGUUCCAAAAAGUAUUACCAAAAAUAAUUUAAGAGAAGGUUUGAACUUUGUUGAAGGUUUUGCUUUGGUUCAUGAUUCCACAUCGUAACACCAGGGGGGGCCAGAGAGACGAACGCAAGUUUUAUAUCAACUGUUUUCUAUGAUGUUAAUUUUUUUUUACACUGGACUUUCUUUGAGGAAGAAGAGUAUUAUCUCGCAUUGCCGCAUUACUAUGGACUUGCUUGCUGUCUAAUACUGUAUCUGUUGAUCUUUUUUUAAAAAGCACUUUAGAUUAUCACUUCUUAAAAUGAAGUUUACAGUCUUUAAAUAGAGAAUAUUGUGUUGGACUUUACAGAAAAUGUUUGGGCAAAAUGCGACAGAUGCUGCUGUACAGUAGGGCUGCUCCUCGUCGGCCAUAUUGUCCUUAGACAUAUAUGCAUUCAGUUUUGCUCAAUAAAAGAUAUUUAGAACAAA
Molecule: messenger RNA, 1655 nt
Organism: Pleuronectes platessa (European plaice)
Lineage: Eukaryota; Metazoa; Chordata; Actinopteri; Pleuronectiformes; Pleuronectidae
Gene: arl4aa
Product: ADP-ribosylation factor-like 4aa
Exons: 2
Coding region: 281-883 (200 amino acids)
Biological process (GO): intracellular protein transport; vesicle-mediated transport
Cellular component (GO): cytoplasm
Molecular function (GO): GTPase activity; GTP binding
Source: RefSeq, a predicted model, not a curated record